AUGAUGGCGAUAUGGAUGUUUUGUCGUCGUUAUUUUUUCGACUACGAGCAAUAUGAUAACGACGAAGAAUUAAAUAUGCGAGAAGGAUCAUAUGAUACUCUAGUGCGUCGUUAUAUUAGAAUUCUUAUCAUAGAAAUUCAAUUGGGAUUUAUUUAUUUAAUUGCUGCUCUAGUUUCGACAUACACAUUGAACAUCGGUCGAAUUACUCGAAUGAGAAUGAAACGCUGGAUAAUUGAAGGUUUUUGUGCUCCAGUAACAAUAUAUAUUUUUUGGUAUGUUAACGAUGUGCAGCGUUCUGGUGAACAUAUUUACGAGUGUAAUCGUGCAGCUUAUAUUCAAUUUACAAGCACAAUCAAAAUGAUUAUAUUUAUGUUUGUACGUUAUACGGAAUUAUAUCCAUUGCCAAGGCUAAAUAACGGGCCAAUCUCGAUUUUCUACCGUGUUUGCAAUGAAUCUGAUUUACAAUAUAUGCAUGAAUAA
Molecule: messenger RNA, 480 nt
Organism: Rotaria socialis
Lineage: Eukaryota; Metazoa; Rotifera; Eurotatoria; Philodinida; Philodinidae
Source: the annotation of a GenBank genome assembly